GCAUAGAGUGUGAUCAUCACCACAUUGAGGCUUUGCUCUUUUAUCUCUGUGAAUUCAGAUUCUCUUCAGAAAUUUUCUCCAUUUUUCUUGUUCUUGUUUUAGUGUUGUACUGUAUGGCAGCCAAUUUGCAGAGCCGUGGACUCGUGAGUUUGGGGAAGCGAGUCGUGAACCAGAUCAGUUACGCAAGUGCUCGAACUACUGCUAACUCACCUUUUCUCUCUGCCAGGAGGGGAGUGCAGACAUCAGUGUACGACAAGAACCCAGAGGAUGAUGUGCGUGAUUCGGUGGUGCCAGAUGAAGUGAUAGAGCCACAUUCAGAAAAGUACUGGGCUCCUCACCCACAAAGUGGGGUGUUUGGGCCUGUAGCCACUGAUAGUGCUGGCCGUGGCUUUCACUCCUCACCCGCCACUGCUGCUGCUGCUGAAUCCGUCUUGGAGGAGAAGGCCUUCUUCCGUCCUCUCGAGGACUUGGACAAGCCCGAUAACCCUUAACUUUUCAUAAUUGCUCCUAUAACUAUAUAUAUUAAGUGGGUAUUAGUAAAGCUGUUUGCGUGUGGUUAUGUGAGUCUCUGUUUUAUCAAGUUUUAAGGUGCAGUAUAUAGACUACUAUUAGAGUAAAGCUGCACUGCUUUUGAAGAUUCAUAUGAUAAUGUAAUAUGGGUGUCUUUUGUUAGGGUUACGUAACGGCUGAUCUAUGCCAUAGUAUCCUUAUGAACUUUUUUGCUUUUAGAA
Molecule: messenger RNA, 731 nt
Organism: Lycium barbarum (goji berry)
Lineage: Eukaryota; Viridiplantae; Streptophyta; Magnoliopsida; Solanales; Solanaceae
Product: late embryogenesis abundant protein At5g17165
Exons: 2
Coding region: 114-491 (125 amino acids)
Source: RefSeq, a predicted model, not a curated record